AUGCUGGACCAAGAAAUUGCUGAUCAACUGGAUAUAAAAGGACAUCCAAAUACAUUGUGUUUGCAAUGGACUGGAGGUGUAACGAAGCGGAUCCCAGAUACACGAGUAAUCAAUCUUAAUAUUUCGGGUCGUGGUAUGGAAAAACAGUAUGCGGUCAAGAAUGUGUACACAGUAGAAAAUCUCGAUUUACCGGUUCAGACAGUGCAGUUUGAGAAACUUGCGGAACAGUUCCCUUAUUUACAAGGUUUGUCAAUUAAAAGUUUCUAUCGUGCGGUUCCACGUAUACUUAUCGGUUUGAGCAACGUUAAUCUGUUAACUUCUUUGAAAGUGCGAGAAGGUCCAGAAGGAAAGCCUGUUGCCACGAAAAGCAGGCUGGGAUGGGCACUUUAUGGAACGGAGUCAGAAGUGUACACGUCGCAAUUGCAGCAUCGGAGCAUGCACAUCUUAGCUCGUACGCAGGAUGAAGAGCUUCAUGAUCUCGUCAAACAGUUCUUUUCCAUAGAAAGCAUUGGAGUCACAAUAUCUCCAACCGUCGAAGGGGAAGAAGACAAACGUGCCAGAAGAAUCUUGCAGGAAACUACAAAACGAACGUCGUCCGGGAAAUUUGAAACUGGGCUUCUAUGGAGGCAUGACAACGUGGAGUUUCCAGACAGCAAAUUAACGGCAGAAAAACGACUAAUAAGUCUGGAAAAAAAGCUGAUGAAAAAUCCAGAGCUAUACAAAAAUGUUCGGCGGCAGAUUCAUGAGUACAAAGUCAAAGGAUACGCUCAUGAAGCUAAUGACGAAGAACUUUCUCAAUUCGAUCCUCGGCGUAUGUGGUACCUACCCCUUGGUAUAGCACUGAAUCAUAGAAAGCCUGAGAAAGUACGAGUUAUAUGGGAUGCAGCAGCGAAGGUUAAAGGUGUGUCACUGAACUCUAUGCUGCUAAAGGGACCUGACCUCUUAACGUCGCUGACAGCCGUUCUGUUCCAGUUUCGCCAACGAGAGGUUGCGAUAACUGGUGACAUAAGAGAGAUGUUUCAUCAGCUCUACAUACGUUCACAGGAUCGCCAGUCACAGUUGUUUUUGUGGCGAGACAAUCCCAAUCAACCGAUGAAGACGUUGGUGAUGGAUGUCGCCACUUUCGGUUCAGCAUGUUCGCCUUGUUCAGCACACUUUGUAAAGAACCUUAAUGCUGAAGAGCACGCAGCGGUCUAUCCGAAAGCGACAAAGGCUAUACUGGAGAAUCAUUAUGUGGAUGAUUUCUCGGAUAGUUUUGAUACCGUGGAAGAAACUAUCGUGCAAGCGCUGGAUGUGCAGAAAAUCCACAAAAAAGCCGGUUUCGAACUACGAAACUGGUCAUCGAACUCGAACGAAGUCCUGAGACGGGUCGGGGAACCCAAUACCGAUACAGUGCGCAGCUUCAAGUUUGGGAAAGAUAGCGAUAUCGAAAGAGUUCUAGGUAUGGUAUGGCUCCCCAUGCGGGACGACUUCAGCUUCGCGAUCGCAUUCCGGCCCGACCUGUGUCCGUUGAUCGAAGGUAGUGCGAUUCCCACCAAAAGACAGUUACUUCGAGUCGUCAUGAGCGUUUUCGAUCCGCUUGGGCUGAUCGCAGCUAUAACAAUUCAUGGGAAAAUCUUAAUCCAAGACGUGUGGCGCGCAAAAAUCGGCUGGGAUGACCAAAUUCCGAAUAACCUUAUCAACCGGUGGCAGCAAUGGGUAGACGUACUUCGAACGCUAGAAAAGGUAGCGGUUUCAAGGUGUUAUUUUCUUGGUUAUGAUCCGUUCAGUUACCUGACCCUGGAGCUCCACGUCUUCGUCGAUGCUAGCGAACAGGCAUAUGCAGCAGUCGCCUACUUCCGGAUAAUUGAUCGAGGAGACAUUCGAUGCUCGUUGGUAGCCGCAAAAGCGAAGGUUGCUCCUCUACAGCCGUUAACGAUACCACGACUGGAACUUCAAGCAGCAGUCAUAGGGUCUUUUGGAGCGAUUCCAGUACCGUUCUCUCCUGGAUUCAGUCAGACCAACGCCUUUCGGGUCAACGAAGUGUUAAAUGAAACGAACGAAACCGAAUGGAGGUGGAUCAGCACACGGCUCAAUGUCGCAGAUGAAGCCACCAAGUGGAGCAAAAGGCCGUUGCUUGAACAAGAUAGCAGGUGGUUUCAAGGACCAUCAGUACUCUACGAAGAAAACAAUCAUCAGUCACAAGAACCGCUACCGCCACCAGAUACAUCUGAGGAGCUAAGACCGGUUUAUGUCCACAGAUACGUAGUCCUUCAAAGUUUGGUUGACUUCCGCCGGUUCUCGAAGUGGGAACGCCUACUAGGAGCGCUGAAAUACGUUCAUCGCUUUAUCUCACUAUGUAAGAAAGGAGUAAAUAGAGAUGCUUCAAUACAACGGGAUGCAGCUCGAGACGAGUUUCGUUUGGCAGAAAGAACCGCCUGGAAAAUCGCCCAGUACGGGGGAUUUCAAGAUGAAGUAAUUACUCUACGCCGAAACCUUGAAUUGCCGAGGGAUAAGCAGAAACCACUCGACAAAUCGAGUAGUAUCUUUAAAUCGUCGCCUGAGUUAGACGAAUUCGGAGUUUUGCGAAUGGAAAGUCGCCUGAAGGAAGCAGAAUUUCUUUCCUACGAUACCAGGUUCCCUGUGGUUCUGCCAAGAGGACACUACAUCACCAACUUGAUCCUGGAUUGGUACCACAGACAGCAGGGUCAUAGGAAUGGAGAAAUCGUCGUCAAUGAAGUUCGCCAGAAGUUUGCCAUUUCACGUCUGCGGGUCGAAGUACGUCAAACAGUGAAACGUUGCCAGUACUGUCGAGUUUUCAAAGCUACCCCAAAAGCUCCACGGAUGUCAGCACUUUCGGAGUCCAGGGUGACACCGUUUGUCAAACCCUUCACCUAUACUGGUGUCGAUUAUUUUGGCCCUUGCCUGAUUAAGAUUGGGAGAAAUGAUGUCAAAAGGUGGGUGGCGCUGUUCACAUGUUUGACAAUUCGUGCAGUCCACCUGGAAGUGGUAGCGAGCUUAACGACCGAUUCCUGUAAAAAAGCGAUACGAAGAUUUGUGGCUCGUCGAGGGGCACCACAGGAAAUAUUCAGCGACCAAGGCACGGGGGCAAAACGGGAGCUUGAACGCGAGGUUGACCGAAUCAAUGGAUGUUUGGCGAGCACCUUCACGGAUACGACCACGCAAUGGCACCUGAACCCACCAGCCUCCCCACACAUGGGUGGAUGUUGGGAGCGAAUGGUGCGCUCGGUUAAGGAGGCGAUGAGCUGUUUAUCAUCCGCUAGGAAGCUGGAUGAAGAAUCGUUCGUAACUUUGGUGACUGAAGCGGAAGCAAUGGUCAACUCGAGACCUCUGACCUACAUUCCCCUGGAUACGUUUGAGCAGGAGUCACUAACGCCGAAUCACUUCCUUCUGCUUAGCUCGAAGGGGAUAUGCCAGCCAGUAAAAGCGCCUAUAGACGAGAAGGUAGCACUACGAAGCAGUUGGAACAUCGUUCAGCACAUGUUGGAUCAGUUUUAG
Topomyia yanbarensis is the source of this 3498-nucleotide messenger RNA. RefSeq lists its product as uncharacterized. The transcript is spliced from 2 exons. The record is from RefSeq and is a predicted model, not a curated record. NCBI's taxonomy places the organism in Eukaryota, Metazoa, Arthropoda, Insecta, Diptera, Culicidae. Gene Ontology annotation, biological process: DNA integration. Bases 1 to 3498 code for a protein of 1165 amino acids. Gene Ontology annotation, molecular function: nucleic acid binding.